UCGUGCAGGCGCGUCAUCAGGCAGCCUCACGUGGGGUCCUUCAGACACCCGGAAGCGCGCCGGUGUUUACAGUCGAGGGAGGAACACGUGUGUGAUGAUCUAUGUGUGUGAGCAGCUGAGAGAUACACACAUCAUGAGAGUCGUUGCGCUGAUCAGCGGAGGGAAGGACAGCUGUUAUAACAUGCUGCAGUGUGUGUCUGCUGGUCACUCUAUCGUGGCUCUCGCGAACCUCAUGCCUCACACACACGCUCCGGAUGAGCUGGACAGCUACAUGUAUCAGACGGUGGGUCAUCAGGCCGUGGAUCUGUACGCCGAGGCCAUGGGUGUUCCCCUGUACAGGCGCACUAUCGAGGGCUCCAGUCUGCACACGGAGAGAGAAUACAGCCAGACCGAAGGAGACGAGGUGGAGGAUCUCUACCAGCUGCUCAAGCUUGUGAAGGAGAAGGAGUGUGUUGAGGCCGUGUCUGUGGGGGCCAUUCUGUCCGACUACCAGAGAGUACGUGUGGAACAUGUGUGUGUGAGACUGCAGCUCCAGCCGCUGGCGUACCUGUGGCGCCGAGACCAGGCCGAGCUGCUCCGAGAGAUCAUAUCCAGUGACCUGCACGCCGUCCUCGUCAAGGUGGCAGCGUACGGCCUGGAUCCAGAGAAACAUUUAGGAAAAUCCCUGGCGGAGAUGGAAGCGUAUCUGCACGAGCUUUCAGAGAAGUAUGGAGUUCAUAUCUGUGGAGAAGGAGGCGAGUAUGAGACCUUCACCGUUGACUGUCCGCUCUUCAAGAAGAAGAUCGUCAUUGACUCGAUGGAGACGGUCAUCCACUCGGCCGAUGCCUUCGCUCCUGUUGGAUACCUGCACUUCACACGCAUGCACACGGAGGACAAGAGAGAAGCCUCUGGAGGACGGCCGCUGCCUCUGUCUAGAUGUCCUUGCCAGAACACCAUUGACAGAAUGACAGAAGAGCUGGAGUAUGCUGAGAAAACUCCAGACGUCCAGGGAGGAUGUCCAUCAGGCGCUGAGCGCAGUUGUCAGCCGGAGCCGGGUGGUGUGUCCUCACACUCGUCCAGGAGUUCCUCAGGUUUCCAGUGGAUAUCCGGUCUAACAGCGCUUCAGUCCGAACACCCAGACGUCCAGAGCCAAACCCGGCACGUCUUCACACUCCUCCAAAGGCAGCUGCAGGAGAGAGGUCUGCUGAUCAAGCACGUGCUCCUGGUUCAUCUCUACGUGAGUGACAUGGAGAACUUCAGUCAGAUCAACUCUGUGUACUGCAGCUACUUCCCUCUCAAUCCUCCGGCCAGGGUGUGUGUCCAGACGAGGCUCCCGGUCUCUCAGCAGCUGCGGAUGGACGUUCUGCUUCACGACGGGACGCUGGCCAGCGAGGAGGACGCCUCUCCUCAGAGAGACACGCUUCACGUCCAGAGUCUGUCCCACUGGGCCCCGGCCAACAUCGGGCCCUACAGUCAAGCUGUGAAGGUGCGGGAGGCGGUGUUCUGUGCUGGACAGAUCGCUCUGGUGCCCUGCUCCAUGCAGCUGGUGAACGGGCCGGUGGCUCUCCAGGCCCGGCUCUGCUUCAGUCACAUGGAGAAGGUUCUGCGUGCAAUGGACUCCAAACUCACACUGGCUCACGUGCUGCAGGCGCACAUCUACAUCACCCAUCGUGACCACGCCGCGGCCGUCACAGAGGCCUGGAACAGAGCACUACAGGACGCCCAGAGUUGUUUGUCAAGAGGAAAUAUUUCUGUAAAACAGGAGGAGUGUGAGGCAGCGGUGCGGGUGGAGAGCAGUGUUGUGGUCGUGCCGUCGUUACCCAGAGGAGCAGCGGUGGAGCUACACGUCACAGCUGUGCAGGACCGUCCCACAGACAGAUCGUCUCAUCCCAGCGUCUCACAGAUCCACGGAGGAAGCGUGGAGGGCCGUCUGCUGCGGUCCAGCUGUGCUCGAUACGCCUCUCUGUCCCUCAGCGUGAGUGUGAGCGAUCCUCCCGCAGCGGCCGAGAGCGUCACCCAUCAGCUGCUGUCCUCAUACCACAGCGCUCUUCAGCAGACCAGCGCUCUCUCUGCCCUGUGUGCCAGAGUCUUCUACAAGAGACACCACGCGCUCGCCUCACAGAUCGCCACAGGGCUGGAGCAGCGCUGGAGCGGUGCACUCGGUCCUGCUGUGGCUCUGGUUCCUGUUGAAGAUCUGCCGGAUCUGUGUGUCCUGAUCUUCUCCUGCUGGCUCAGUGUGUAGUGGAGUGAACCCCAUCCGCUCCUGUGACUGUGGAGAUCUGCUGGGGCUGAUGUCCAGCUCAGACACCUCUGGGUUUUAAAUGUGUCUUUUUAUUAAAGGGUUAACUCACUCAAA
Molecule: messenger RNA, 2335 nt
Organism: Carassius auratus (goldfish)
Lineage: Eukaryota; Metazoa; Chordata; Actinopteri; Cypriniformes; Cyprinidae
Gene: dph6
Product: diphthamine biosynthesis 6
Exons: 16
Coding region: 95-2221 (708 amino acids)
Biological process (GO): protein histidyl modification to diphthamide
Molecular function (GO): diphthine-ammonia ligase activity
Source: RefSeq, a predicted model, not a curated record